Durio zibethinus is the source of this 1287-nucleotide messenger RNA. RefSeq lists its product as uncharacterized. The record is from RefSeq and is a predicted model, not a curated record. NCBI's taxonomy places the organism in Eukaryota, Viridiplantae, Streptophyta, Magnoliopsida, Malvales, Malvaceae. Gene Ontology annotation, molecular function: hydrolase activity.
AAAACCCUAAAACGACAAAACACAAACAAGAGGAUUUAUCAGAGAAAAAAAAAAAUCAAUAUCUGGCCUUUGGUGACCAAAAAAGGGGAUUUUUGUAUCUAAGCCUUCGGAGUCUUCACAGCCAGUCGACGUAUCACUGGAAAAGGUCUUUCUUCAUUGCGGGAUCACUGCUGCCUUCUGCUCUUACAAUAGGCAGGUUUGGUUACUGCUACUUUUCCGUGGGCUACUAUGAGCUUCACUGGUCCUUCUGUUGGUCCUGGUGGUAAAACCAUUAGAAGAGCACUUGAAUUUGGAAGAACCUCUGUGGUCAGGCCCAAAGGCAGGCACCAAGCGACCAUAGUUUGGCUGCAUGGCCUUGGUGAUAAUGGUUCAAGCUGGUCGCAGCUCCUGGAGACCCUCCCUCUUCCAAAUAUUAAAUGGAUAUGCCCAACUGCCCCUACUCAACCAAUAACUAUAUUUGGUGGCUUUCCAUCAACUGCUUGGUUUGAUGUGGGAGACCUUUCAGAAGAUGCUCUUGAUGAUAUAGAAGGUCUGGAUGCUGCUGCAGCACAUGUUGCAAAUUUGUUGUCAACAGAGCCUGCUGACAUUAAACUUGGUGUUGGAGGCUUCAGUAUGGGUGCAGCUACCUCCCUAUACUCUGCAACCUGUUUUACUCAUGGAAAAUAUAGGAAUGGCAAUCCGUAUCCUGCCAAUUUAAGUGCAGUUGUUGGACUUAGUGGAUGGCUUCCAUGUUCAAAGACUUUGAAAAGCAAAAUAGAAGGACAGGAUGAAGCUGCAAGACGUGCUGCAUCCUUGCCCAUUUUGCUAUGCCAUGGCAAAGGUGAUGAUGUGGUUCCAUAUAAAUUUGGUGACAAAUCCUCACAAACAUUGAGUUCAAAUGGAUUUCAGGACGUGACUUUCAAAUCCUACAAUGGGCUUGGUCACUAUACAAUCCCUGAGGAGAUGGAAGAGGUUUGUGCUUGGUUAACUUCAAAACUGGGCCUUGAUGGCCGAUCCACUUGAUAUUGCUUAAAUGGUCCUGGACCUUGCUAGAACUGUGUGUGGUGGAACAAGAGAACCUGUACCGAUGUGACCAUCAACUUGCAGUUUGGAAAUUUAUUAUUUGUAAUGCAAACUGGAUUGUAAAUUUUAUGUUUUGCACAAUGUUUACCUUGCUAUUCAGCGUAAGAAUAACGCCCACGGUUUUCUGAUUCACCGGCGUCACUAAGAAUUAUUGAUGUAUUGAGCUCCUGUUUUUGACAAGCAUGUUGGAGCAUUUUCUUUGUAAUUUGAAAGCACAACCAUCUU